This is a messenger RNA of Bombyx mandarina (wild silkworm), 5521 nucleotides long. RefSeq names its product cohesin associated factor B pds5 (gene pds5). The record is from RefSeq and is a predicted model, not a curated record. Gene Ontology annotation, biological process: DNA repair; mitotic sister chromatid cohesion. NCBI's taxonomy places the organism in Eukaryota, Metazoa, Arthropoda, Insecta, Lepidoptera, Bombycidae. Gene Ontology annotation, cellular component: nucleus; chromatin.
UUUGGCGUCCACACAGAUUGAAAAAAUAUUACAAGAGAAAUUUCUAUGUAUUUAGAUCAAUAGGACAUUAGAAUUUCCUGAUGAUUUUUACUCCAGUGACGUUUUAAUAACACGAUUAUGUUAUUUUAGUGAUUUAUUUUUCGGAGAUUGUGUAAGGUGUGUUAUAGUAAACAUCGGGACGUGAACGCAGGCCCACGUCUAUGACUUGUUAUUGGCAGCAUGGCGGAAAUAGUGUACCCGCAAGGCUGCCGCCCAAUCACCGAUGACCUCGGACCCGACGAGCUUGUGAGAAGACUUAAAGUAUUAGCCCAUACGUUACAAGGUCUCGGGCAAGAUGAGGGUAUGUACCAACAGUACAUACCGCUCGCCCUGCAUCUGGCUGAUGAGUUUUUUCUCACUCAUUCUUCUAAGGACGUCCAGCUGUUGAUAGCUUGCUGCAUAGCUGACGUCCUACGGGUGUACGCGCCGGAAGCGCCAUACAAAGACCAGGAACAGGUCAAAACUAUAUUCUUGUUCCUCAUAAACCAACUGCAAGGCCUGCGUGAUCCAAAGAAUCCGGCCUUCAAACGCUACUUUUACUUGUUGGAAAAUCUUGCCUACGUCAAGUCAUUUAAUAUGUGCUUCGAACUCGAAGACUGUCAGGAGAUAUUCUGCGCUCUCUUCUCAUUGAUGUUCAAGAUCGUUAACAUAGAGCAUUCGACCAAAGUGAAAGCGUUCAUGUUAGACGUCCUGUGCCCGUUGAUCACGGAGUCGGACGUCGUGUCCAAUGAGUUGCUGAACGUGAUAUUGAUCAAUCUAGUCGAACCGAACAAGCGGGAACACAAGCACGCCUUCGCACUAGCCAAGGAACUCAUCGUGAAGACCAGUGAGACUCUAGAGCCUUAUAUCCAAGCGUUUUUCAAUCACGUUCUAAUACUUGGCAAAGAAGAGAAGAGCCUUUUGAUAUUUUCGAAAGUCUACGAGCUAAUAUACGAGCUGUACCAGUGUUGUCCGUCUGUGUUACUAUCCGUGUUGCCGCAGCUCGAAUGCAAGCUGAAGUCUGCUCAUUUCCAAGAGAGGCUCAGUGGCGUCGCUUUAUUAGCUAGAAUGUUCUCUGAACCGGGCUCGCAGCUGGCCAAACAGUACCCGGCUCUGUGGCGGGCCUUCCUCGGCAGGUUCAACGAUAUCUCCGUACCGAUACGCAUCAAAUGCGUUCAGUACUGCAUGCACUUCCUCGUCCACCACCCGGACCUGAGGAAGGACAUAACCGAGACCCUGAAACUGAGGCAGCACGACGCCAACGAACAGGUCCGGUAUGAGGUCGUCAUGGCGAUCAUCGCGACGGCCCAAAGAGACUUCCAAGCGGUCGCCGAGUCUGAGGACCUCCUUCAUUUCGUAAAAGAAAGAACGUUAGAUAAGAAGUUUAAAAUCAGGAAAGAAGCCAUGUCCGGCCUGGCCAUGAUCUACAAGAAGUUCUUGACCGAAGAAAGCGUGCCGGCCGCUACCGAGAAAGCGGUCCAGUGGAUCAAAGACAAAAUUCUACACGGUUAUUACAUGACGGCGUUAGAAGACCGACUUCUAGUCGAGAGGCUUCUGAACACUUCGCUGGUUCCGUACACGUUACAGUCUGCGGUACGGAUGAAGAAGCUGUACUACUUGAUGUCUAAUGUAGACGACAACGCCACGAAAGCGUUCAUUGAGUUACAGAAGCACCAACUCGCAGUCCGGCGCACGGUCGCGGAAUGGAUCGAGUUGCACAGGAAGCCGCCGUCGCCGUCCGUUCAAAAGGAAUUGAUCGCUAAAGUCUUGCACAUAAGUACCAAAUUCCUUCCCGAGUCGGUGAAGGCGCAGGAGUUCCUGAACAAGUUCUCGCAGCACAUGAAGCAGUCGCCGGAGCUGUUGCAAGGAAUGGAGACGAUACUAAAUCCGAAUGUUAGCUGUGAAGUGUGCGUUCGCACUACUUCAAACGUCCUAAAGAAGCUCGGUCAGCCGGUGAUGACGAACUUGUACUACAACACUGUCAAGAUGCUCUUGGAGCGGGUCAGCUCGGUGAUGAUCGACCACGAGUCUCUGCUGAUACUGGUCGAAUACGUCGAGGGCUCCGUCACCGGCAUGAACACGACCAUAGCCGAGGAAUGCGGUAUCGACACGAAGAAGGCGGCGGAGCGCGGGCUGAAGCUGCUGGUGAUGCUGUCGUUCGUGUUCCCGGCGCACUUCCUGCACGAGGACGUGCUGACCCGCCUCACGUGCAUGCUGGAGCUGGACGACGAGGCCGUGGCGCCGCACAUCCUCGCCGCGCUCACCUUCCUCGGGAAAUACAGGCCGCUUAGCGAAGCGUGCCCCGCCCUGUUCCCGCGACUGAUCACCCUGUGCAAAGCCUACGCCGAGGUGGGCUCACCAAAACAAGCCAAGAAUGCUGUCAGGUGUUUAUUUGUAAACGUGCCAGAACAAAGGACCCAAAUAUUCACGGAGAUAUUAGAAACGUUGAAAGCCACAUUGAAUCCGUAUUCAGAACACUACCGGACCGCCAUCGUCACUCUGGGACACAUCGCGCACAACCUGCCCGACAACUUCCCCGUUCACAUCAAGAACAUUGUGUCUAGGAAGAUCGUAAAGGAGCUGCUGGUGCGCGAGGGGGGCGGCGCGACGGGCGGGGCGGGGGAGAGCUGGUGCCCGGAGCCCGAGCUGCCCGAGGAGACGCGCUGCAAGCUGGAGGGGCUCAAGUGCAUGGCGCGCUGGCUGCUCGGCCUCAAGAAGGACGAGCUCUCCGCGCAGAAGACGUUCCGGAUGCUCAACGCCUUCAUCGUGCACAAGGGAGAUCUGCUGCAGCAAAAUCGGUUGUCGAAAGCGGAGAUGGCGCACCUGAGGCUGGCCGCCGGCGCCGCCAUGCUCAAGAUAUGCGAACAGAAGGGCGUCGGCGACCAGUUCACCGCAGAGCAGUUCUACAACCUGUCUCACCUUAUGGUCGAUGAAGUACCACAAGUGAGGGAAGCUUUCGCUGCUAAACUACACAAAGGAUUAUCUAAGGGCAUACCGAACAAAUGUCUGCCGUUAGACUUCAUGGGCAUGUACGCGUUGGCCGGCAGAGAGCCCGACAAGCGCAUACGGAGCGUCAUCCGGCAGUUCAUGAUGGCCGACGUGGUGAGGAGACGGGAGUACGUUAGGAACAUCACAGUCGGCACCAAAGUGGAGCGCGCGGUGUCGCAGCUGCCGCACAUCCUGCCCGACUACAUGCUGGUGUUCGCGGUGCCCGUCCUCACGCACGACCCCGCCUUCACCGCCUACGACAACGUCGCGCAGCUCAAGAUAAUCAAGAACUGUCUCUGGUUCACGUUGGAGCCGUUAAUAACCCGUAACGAUUUCUACUGCUACGGAUUCUACAAAAGUCUAAUUGAACGUAUGAAAGUUCAUAAAGACGCGGUGAAUGAGAUGGACGACGCAUUAAAUUACAAAUUAUGGGCGGUUUGCGAUUUGGCCAUGUCCGUGAUAUGGGCGAGGUCGACGAGCUUCGAGCUUCGCGAGUUCCCGUCGGACGCGCGCAUCCCUACGAUGUACUUCGCGCCGCAACCAGAAGACUUCGUCAACACCAGGGUCUUCCUACCGCCCGAACUACAGCAUCCCGGAGGAGAGCUUGGGUUCCAACCGAAGAGGGUGGCGAUCGCGCCGGCACAGGACGAAACGCGCAUCAGGAAACGUCCGCGAUUAGAACGAGAGAACACUAAUGAUGUAGAGCCUUCGGAAGCGUCGGAAACCCAGAUCCAGCUGCCGGGCUUGGAACAGACCCCGGAGACCGACAUUGACGAGAUGCAGACGAAACGCGAGUGACGCGCCCCAAGCACGCCGAAUCAAAACAACUCCAUUAUUGGGUGCACAUCUGCGCGGAGUAAAGCUGAAUACAAAUUUCGAUCGUUUCAAGUUUCGGCAAAUCCCGCGCUCCUCCCGCCUGAUACAUUAAAGCGCGACACACGCCUAGUUGUAAAUAAACGUAUUUUACGUAAUAUACUAAUAAUGUUUUUGCUAAACGAACACCAGACUUGUACACAUGCCCUGAAGAUUGAAAUUACCAAAACAUGUCGAACGCAACUCACUCAUCGGAUUCCCGUAGUAAGCGUUAAAUAUUUUACACACGCAAUAACAUGAGGUUAAUGAGAAUAUUUAAUCAAUUUAUCAACUUUUCCUGAAUGUAUAACAAAAUUUAAUAAGUUCAUUAUUGUUUUCGUCUAAUAUUAUGGAAAUCACUGUGAGAUCACGUUAUUAUUUCUAGAUCUUAUUAGAAUAAAUGAAGAAAAUUUAAAAAAAAUCCCCCCUCCGUGUAAAUUAAACAUAUUUGUUGUAACACGUUAAAAUUGUAUUUAAAUAUAUAAACAGAAUUGUUGGAUGACGCUUAAUAUAAACAAUAUCUAUAGAAAUAUACAAAUUGUAUUAUGAAAAAGUUCUUAAAAAAAAAACUGAAGUCUUAAGUAUGAGCUUUUUGAGUUCCAGUACACCUUCCAACUAUGCAUAAAUUGCAGUGCGUGCAUAAAAGUUGCUAUACUGAAUAGUUUUAUGAAGUCAACCAAAACUGGGUAACUUUGGUAAAAUGGUAAGUUAAGAUUAGAAGGCCGUUUUUAAAAAUACAUUAUACAUAUGCCCACUCACUCCUCACUGCUGUGCACUUUAUUGGGCUAAAAUAUAAAAUAAAUCUUAUGACGGUAUCCAAAUUAUUAGCAGUCAAUUUGGUUUUUUAAAUCGUAAAACUCCUCAAUAAAAGCAACUUAUAUCUCAGUCAGUUUGUCACACAGGGUUGCCAGUAUCACGUCACAAUGACAAUUUAGGGUUACUAUAUUUAAAAUAAAAUAAAACUGAUUGUGUUGCUGUAAAGCUUUUAAUGUAAAUAGUUAUGCUAUCCUUUACCUAAAUUUGCAUAAAAAAAAUAAGUGAAAAUUAAAUUAUAGUUAGUAUCCCUUUCUAUAAUUGAAGAAGUCAGGCCUAAUGCUCUUCAAGGAUAAAGUGGUAGCUUGAAGAGCGAUGUCAAAGGCUUAUGAAUGAUUUGAAACAAACAAAUACAACUGAAGGGUGCAGGAGAAUAACACAUGUAAUGUUCCUCCAAUGUUUUUACUGGUACUCAAAAUUUUAUAAGGUCUUAAUAAUAAAAUUAUGUCGAACUCAUCUCUAAUCUUUCUAUUCUCAUCGUCUUAAUAAUACAAAUAAUGAGAUUGAUAGAUAUGAUUAUAAUGUUAUCUUCAAUUACUAUACAAAAAGUUCGUGCAUAUUAAUUCAUUUGUUAUUCUCUUGUUACCUUUCGAUUAAUAAAACUCAACGUAAAUUAUAAUAGUUUUAUGUUUUUAUUAAUUAAAUCACGGAUACGACUAAAAAAGAUUGUUGAAUCAAAGUCGACCCUGGGAACGUUCCUACGGAGAAUCCUUUUAUUACGUUUAUUGUAUAAAGAAGCUAUGAAGUAGAAUUUGUAAUUGAAUAUGCAAUUUCGAAAAGGGCACAUGUCGCAUAUUUUGUCAAAUACGUUUUUUCAUAUACAUGUAGUUUUGAGGCUUACAUACACCCG